AUGAACGAUCAAUAUCAUUAUGUAUGCCGGCUCGGACGCCGCCCAGGUAAACAAGGUCCGCGUCCUCUGUCGGGAGACCAGGGCAGAGUCGAAAAAUUGGUUACUGGAAAUACGACGACGACAACGACAACGACAACAACAGCUGAAAUUCCAAAUAAAACCAAAAUCUUGACGACAGCAUUAACAGUAGCACCACUAACAGCAACAUUAUUAACAGCAACACCAUCAACAACAACAUCAUUAACAGCAACACCAUCAACAGUAACACCAUCAGCAGCAAUAUCAUCAACAGCAAUACCAUCAACCGCAACAUCAUUAACAGCGACAACCGAAUAUAAACGAACAGAAGCGCUAACAAAAACCACCGAAGACAGAGCGCAACGACUGAAAAUGGCGAAAAAUAUUUUUACAGUGGGAACCUGGAAUGUUCGAACUCUGUAG
Messenger RNA from Rotaria sp. Silwood2, 441 nucleotides. The record is from the annotation of a GenBank genome assembly. NCBI's taxonomy places the organism in Eukaryota, Metazoa, Rotifera, Eurotatoria, Philodinida, Philodinidae.